Molecule: messenger RNA, 2952 nt
Organism: Dendronephthya gigantea
Lineage: Eukaryota; Metazoa; Cnidaria; Anthozoa; Malacalcyonacea; Nephtheidae
Product: kinesin-like protein KIF12
Biological process (GO): microtubule-based movement
Molecular function (GO): microtubule binding; ATP binding; microtubule motor activity
Source: RefSeq, a predicted model, not a curated record
GUUACCACUUGAUGAGCGAUGGCAUUAAAAUGGUCAAGACAAACAAGAUGGUUUCCCGUUAUUUGCUUUCAUGUCGACGCGAACAAAGAGCUCCACCGUUGUUUGUGAACCUACUUAAACCGUGUGUGUGGAACUGCGGUCGUGUGUUGUAUUUCCGCAGAACAUAAACGCUUCACAGCGUGAUGCAAGAUAGCCAAAGCCCUAAAGCUACCACCACAACAACGAAACCUAUUAAAAGACCAAGUGGAUUAAAAAACAUUGCGGGUCCAUCGCAUGAGUACGGAGAGAAAAUAGCUAAUGGCAUUGCCCAAAGUUCCAGCAAGGAAACUGGUUCAACUUCACCUAAAUCACCAACAACUGAAGAUAGUGACCGCUCAGACAGUGGAAGCAAUGGUGAUAAUAUUCAUGUGGUUGUAAGAGUGCGGCCGUUGAGUGUACCUGAAAAACAACGCAAAGAUCAGGAUAUUGUCAAUGUCCCUGAUGAAGGGGCUGCUAUAUGGAUUGACAAUAAUAUUGGUCAGAGCAAACCAUUCACAUUCAACCGAGUUCUUCCUCAUAACGCUAGCCAGGAAAAGGUGUUUGAGGAAUGUGGAAUCAAACAUCUAAUAGACAUGGCACUGGAAGGAUAUUCCUGCACUGUGCUGGCAUUUGGGCAAACGGGAUCAGGAAAGACCUAUACACUGACUGGACCAGUGAACUUGGGCAGCAAUUGGGAUGAAAAUGGAAAUGCUCUUCAAAUAUCAGCUGAUUCAUUUGGACUGAUGCAAAGAUCGUUCCGUUAUCUCAUCAAGCAAAUGAGAAGCAAACAAGCAUCUUUCACAUUGAAAGCAUCUUACCUGGAGGUCUACAACGAGAGGGUACAAGACUUGUUGGAGCUGUCUUCUUCACGUGAUUCGCUCGUCGUCCGCUGGUCAGCAGAUCGUGGCUUCUACGUGGAGGAUUUGUUUUGUGUCACGUGUGAAAAUGAGGAUGAUCUGAUGGCUGUUCUGGAAGAAGGUUUGCAAAAUCGUCAAGUGAGAGCUCAUUGCAUCAACGAUCAUUCCAGCCGAAGUCACUGCAUGUUAACACUGAACCUGGACAUCGAAACAAGCGAAGCAGAUGAAGAUGGUGAUUUUGUCAUCAUGAAAUAUGGAAAACUUUGUUUUGUUGAUUUGGCGGGUAACGAACGAGUGAAGGAAACGAAAUCAUCUGGGGAAUUGUUCACUGAAUCACAGAACAUCAACAAAAGUUUACUAACUUUAGGUAACUGCAUAUCAGCAUUGAGUGAUGCUAAGAAACGAAAUGGACACAUUCCUUACCGUGACAGCAAACUGACCAAGUUAUUAGCGAAAAGCAUUGGUGGUGAUGGAAUGACGCUUAUGAUUGCCUGCAUAUCACCUUCCUCUUACGCCGUGUCUGACACAUUGAAUACCCUUCGUUAUGCACAGAGAGCGAAGAAGAUUAAAAAUAAACCAGUCGUUCAAAUGGAUCCCAAGGAGAAACUAAUUCUUAGUUUAAAACGCGAAAUUAAACUAUUACGAAAAGAAAAUUCGUAUUUUAAAAAUCAGUUUGGCGUUUCAUCAUCGCGUCCUACAUCAGCCUCUGUAUCAAGCGUUGAACCCUGGACUGAUGAUGGAGGGGAGAGCCUGAGAGAGACUCCUCUUUCGACUGAUACGGACGAAGAGAGAACGCCAACCCCUUGGCAGGCAAUGUCCGUUGAACGUUCAGCCAGUUUACCUCCGGGACUUUACGACAUGCUUCAGGAGUACAUGGUGGAAAAUGAAAACUUAAGGACAGAGAAUGGUGAUCUCUACACGAGCAGGGAUACAAUGAGAAGACAGAAUAUCGUAAUCUCACGAGAAAAUGAAAUGUUGGUAAAGAAGUUGGAACAAUUGGAAAGCCGAAGCUCCAGCGCUGUCUCCUCAUCGUCCCGCUUACCCAGUGGCCUGGGGCGGAUGAGAUCAUUAACAGACGACCCGAAACUACUCACCUCCCCCGGAACAUCGCCGUUGCCUAGCAACAAUAGCGUCAGCGACAGUGAUAAAGCAACUAGUAGUGAAUCAAAGGAUGUUGGUAACGCCACAACCCCGAGCAGUGUCGUCUGCUUACCUCCGGUGAGAAAAACAAGAUCAAAUCCCACGACCAGCCCCGAGAAAGCGCCUAAACCUGCCGGGCAGUCACGACCGCAGCCGACUUUACUGAAUAUCCAAAAAGAUGUCGAGUGGUUGGCGAAACAUCAAAGUAGACAAAACAGCAACGCUGAAACAAAAUCAUCGACUUUUUCCCAAGAUAAGGUAAAUAAUGAUGUCGAAGAGGGGAACCCAAAUGAACAGACGAAUGGUCCAAAUAGAAGCGUGAGAAUGUCUAAGAUUCCUCAACGAGCAAAAGAACCAUCGUCUUAUGCCAAGAUAUUUGCCAAACAUAAAGCUAACCAACCAAGGAGAGAUGAAACCGCUGAUGAACCGCAGGCCUCCGAUAGUGCUACCCACGAAGAAAAUUCAGAGUCUCGUGGUGAUGGCGAAGGAUCACACGGGAUAUCGAGGAUACAACCUGGGACAUCUAGGAUACCACAUUAUGCAGCAAAUCACUUCAAGGGUUACCCAUCGGAUCCUAAUCAAAAACUGCGCGAGGACCUGGAUCUACUAGCGAAUCAAAUCGACUAUUACAGACAUUCCUAUCCAGAUUCAAACAAUAGGACAUUGAACAGGCCCCGAUGACCUCAUAUAAUCGGGCGAUGGCGGAUGGCCUGCGAUGCAGGGAUGAUCGUGGACUAACUGGACCUCAAUGCAAAACACAUGCAUCUCAAAGAAAAGAAUUUACGCAAGCACUAAUAAGAUACAUCUCAUAACCAGUGGACUGCUGAUAAUUAUAUCAUAACGGGAUUUUAAGGCAUUAAAUAUUAUUUAUUGUGCAGUGGUUUCAUGCAUCAGCUAAGAUUGAAGGAGGCGAGGCGAGGAAGCCUUUAUUCAAACA